Laccaria bicolor S238N-H82 is the source of this 1014-nucleotide messenger RNA. RefSeq lists its product as uncharacterized. Bases 1 to 1014 code for a protein of 337 amino acids. Lineage: Eukaryota; Fungi; Basidiomycota; Agaricomycetes; Agaricales; Hydnangiaceae. The record is from RefSeq and is a predicted model, not a curated record. The transcript is spliced from 9 exons.
AUGGUCUUCCAUGGAAUCCAUAUGGACUGCUCCAUGAAGUUCAAUGUGGAUAUGCCUGCAUUCCAUAUGGAAUCCAUUGGAAUCCAUAUGGAGUGCCUUCGAUGCCCCCAUCUUUCAAUCCACGCCUUUGUCAAGGCAUUUUGUGAUCUUCAUGGCACCCCCUUCCAUCCCUAUCUUCGCAAGCAAUUCCCUAAUUGCUUCGACGUCUACCUCUCCAUUCGCAACUGCGUUAAUCGACGCAUUGAGAUCACACUCAAGCGCGAUGAUCCAGGAUGGAGGCUUUGUCAUGCCUGUCCAUGUUGCACGCACAAGCUUGUCGAUGAGCCCAAGCUCAUCUUUGACAUGCUUAUCACCAUGGACGGGAACUCAAACACGUCCAACGUCGAAAAGCUGCACCUGUUGAUCCAGGAGAUGGAGAUGCACCUGUUAUGGGAGAGCCAAUGGAUGAUUGGGGGCAGAUACGACAUUGGCUGCAAGUUCAGGAUCACGCUGGGACGCAGCCCUCUCAGAUGUCGCACCCAAGAACUUAGAUACCGGGCAUUGGUUGGCAGCUUCCACGGGCACGCCCACAACCGCCUUUGCCAACUUCUCUUCCUGGCAACCUAUAUCAAGGGCUUGGGCCUCGAGGAUCUCGAGGGCGGCCUAAUCGUUGCGAAGAUGUUCGAACUGACCAAGAUGAACAUGUCACAAACCGCUUCGGAAGCACAUCGGAAAUGCCCUCAAGGCACGUUCACAGGCCGCAAGCUCUGGUCCCCCCAUGACUGCCUUUGUCAUGGGAUGACGUCGUUGAAUAUGCACUCGGAUGUCUGCCUUAAAGUAUGGGCCAAACCGGCCUCUCGCAUUUUAAUGGACCAGCAUUUCAAGUUAAAGAGAGCACGCGAGGAGAUUCUCUGGCUCAACAUCGAGAUCCUUCAACUCGGGAAUAUGAGGAAGUGGACCAACUUCUUUAUGAUCAGCCUCAAGAAAAAGGCUGUUCAACUUCAAUCCAAGGGUCUUCUACAAACAAGUAUUUGA